AUGGCCGCCGGCGCCUUUGCUGGCAUUGCCGAGCAUACUGUCAUGUACCCGAUUGAUGCAAUCAAGACGCGCAUGCAGAUCAUCAACCCCACCCCGUCCGCCGUCUACAAUGGCAUGAUACAGGGCACCUACCGGAUAGCCACGCAUGAGGGCUUCAUGAGCUUAUGGCGUGGCAUGUCCAGUGUUGUGGUCGGAGCUGGCCCGGCCCAUGCCGUCUACUUCGCUACCUAUGAAGCCGUCAAGCACUUGAUGGGCGGCAACAAGGCAGGAGAGCACCACCCACUGGCUGCAGCGACCAGUGGCGCCGCCGCCACCAUUGCUAGCGAUGCCCUCAUGAACCCCUUUGACGUCAUCAAGCAGCGCAUGCAGAUCAAGGGCUCCGGUGCCAUGUACAAGUCCAUGUUUGACUGCGCAAAAUACGUCUACCGCAACGAGGGCAUGUCUGCCUUCUACGUCUCCUACCCGACCACCCUGUCCAUGACCGUCCCCUUCACGGCUCUCCAGUUCCUCGCAUACGAAUCGAUAUCGACGACUAUGAACCCGACCAAGAAGUACGACCCUGUGACCCACUGCCUGGCUGGCGCUGUCGCCGGCGGCUUCGCCGCUGCUCUCACGACGCCCAUGGAUGUGAUCAAGACCAUGCUGCAGACAAGAGGCUCUGCGCACGAUGCCGAGCUGAGGAAUGUGAACGGUUUCAUGGCUGGCUGCCGGCUGCUCUUUGCGAGAGAAGGAUUCAAGGGUUUCUUCAAGGGCGUGCGGCCCCGAGUCGUCACGACUAUGCCGAGCACGGCCAUCUGUUGGUCAGCGUACGAGGCCUCAAAGGCCUACUUUAUCCGCCAGAACGACAACUCCCAGUGA
Molecule: messenger RNA, 858 nt
Organism: Thyridium curvatum
Lineage: Eukaryota; Fungi; Ascomycota; Sordariomycetes; Thyridiales; Thyridiaceae
Exons: 7
Coding region: 1-858 (285 amino acids)
Biological process (GO): iron import into the mitochondrion
Cellular component (GO): mitochondrial membrane
Molecular function (GO): ferrous iron transmembrane transporter activity
Source: RefSeq, a predicted model, not a curated record